UCAGCAACUUUUCCUGUUUACCUAAGGCGAAAAAGGUGACCCGAAUCCAAGAUUUUUUACUUAAGGUUGUUAGCUACAUGUUAGCUCGCUGUUCAGUCGACAAAACUGGAUGUAUCAUACAGAAAUGUGUCCCUGAAUUAGCUAACGUUCGCGUUAACUGUCGCUGUAACCGUCGACGACAGACUUUGAACACGGCGAGACGUGACGUUACUAAUUAAGUUAAUUGUUAACUCACAGCCUUAUCCGUUUGUUUUGAUUGUAACCUAGAUUAAAACGGACUCUGUCUGCUGAGCAGACAGUCCCAAGUGUACUCUGUAUUAUUAGCCUACGCCAUAACAAUAAAGCCCCACGAACCGCCAUUGUUGCUAUAGGGUUCUACAUUAGCAACACCUCCGCGGUACCAAACCAACAGAUGGAUGGUGAAGCAGGCCCAGUGUGUGGAGGCAGCCAGAGAGAGAAGAAAAGGUCAUGCAAAGACUUAAUGAUGGAUGUGGAGGAGCUGGAGGAAGCAGAUUUGGAUUUUGAGGAAUGUAGCACCAAUAAACUUUACAAGGAACCAGAAGGUUUACUCAUCAAGAAAAGGAAACACUCUGGUAAUAGUGAAGCUGAGCCUGAACUUUAUGGAGCAGAGUCCUCCGGCUUCCUCCCUGCUUAUCCAGUCUGUGUGUCACGAGACAGAUGGGAAGAAAGAGAAGAAGAAGAGGAUAUCCAAGACAAGUUGUUGCAUUCAUGUUGCACAGUAGAGGGCAGCAUUGAUCAGGCAAGUCCAAGCUCCAUGUUAGGGUACUGGGUGUAUCCAGCUAACCAGCACAGUAUGGCAGACUGUCCCAUUACCAGGACUAUCACCCCUCUGGCUACUCCAGUAACCCACAGGCCUUGUCCAUUCAUACCUGUUCCUAGUUCAGUGACAGACAUUGCUUCUACAGUGUGCUCUGUAGUUAAUCCCAUGAUGUCCAGCCCCAUGACUGACACCUGUAGUCCCAUUAGUUCUAUGUGCAGUCCCACCAGUUCAGCUUGGGACACUCUCAGAUCCACAUCCACGAGUCCUGGCUACGCUGAUCAGGAUCCUGUCAGUGCUGCAGCUCAUCUACACCUGUUGGGAGAAUCCUUGUCCCUGAUUGGACACCAUCUUCAGGAGACCAAUAAAAUGGUGAGUAUGUCGAGUAGCUUGUCUCUGCUCUUGGACUCUCUGCUGUGUGCCCUGGCUCCUCUAAUCUGCCUCACCGCACAGAUACCAGAGCUGAGGAGCUGCACUCAACACACACUGGCCUCCACUCUGGGAAACAUUGCCUAUGUGAUGCCUGGGUUGUGAGUGAUGAUGAAGACCACACUAGCAGCACACAGCACGUUCUAAUAUGCUGAAAGACACUAUAGGUUAGUUUACACUUGAACAAUAUGUCUAAAAUCUAUUUUGUUAUAAAAGAAUAAUUGUUUGCACUAAAACAUUUUGUUUUGUUUUAUCACAAACAUGCAAGUUUACUUUAAUAUGACAGGUUACUUUCUUGUAUUGGUUGGUUAAUUAAAAGAUGUGUGUAAAGAUUGAA
Molecule: messenger RNA, 1544 nt
Organism: Perca fluviatilis (European perch)
Lineage: Eukaryota; Metazoa; Chordata; Actinopteri; Perciformes; Percidae
Exons: 8
Coding region: 413-1312 (299 amino acids)
Source: RefSeq, a predicted model, not a curated record